This is a messenger RNA of Hevea brasiliensis (rubber tree), 813 nucleotides long. Its product is annotated as 60S ribosomal protein L23. Gene Ontology annotation, cellular component: ribosome; cytosolic large ribosomal subunit. The coding region runs from base 147 to 569 and encodes 140 amino acids. Gene Ontology annotation, biological process: translation. Gene Ontology annotation, molecular function: large ribosomal subunit rRNA binding; structural constituent of ribosome. NCBI's taxonomy places the organism in Eukaryota, Viridiplantae, Streptophyta, Magnoliopsida, Malpighiales, Euphorbiaceae. The transcript is spliced from 4 exons. The record is from RefSeq and is a predicted model, not a curated record.
GUAUUAUACACAAAGACCAGGGAUUGAAGUGGAAUUGUAAAGAAGAAGACCCAGCAAGCCAACGCAUUACAAAAACCCUAGUUACCAAGACGUCUUCUAUAUGAAUCACCAAAGCCCUACUGACCAAGAAGACCCAGCUGUCGAAAAUGUCGAAGCGAGGACGUGGAGGAUCAGCGGGUAACAAGUUCAGAAUGUCACUGGGUCUGCCAGUUGCGGCGACAGUGAACUGCGCCGAUAACACUGGUGCUAAGAACCUCUACAUAAUUUCUGUGAAGGGAAUCAAGGGCCGCUUGAACCGCUUGCCCUCUGCUUGUGUUGGGGACAUGGUCAUGGCUACUGUUAAGAAAGGAAAGCCUGAUCUCAGGAAGAAGGUCAUGCCCGCUGUCAUUGUUAGGCAGCGCAAGCCGUGGCGCAGAAAGGAUGGAGUCUACAUGUACUUUGAAGAUAAUGCUGGUGUUAUUGUCAAUCCUAAAGGUGAAAUGAAAGGAUCUGCAAUUACUGGUCCAAUUGGAAAGGAAUGUGCUGAUCUGUGGCCAAGGAUUGCAAGUGCAGCAAAUGCUAUCGUAUAAGUGCCUACCUACUCUUUUGGUCCUGUUUUUGGACCGCAAUUGUCACAUUUUUACAUGUGCCGUUAGGGUUGAUGUAGACUGUUGCUUGAAAGUUGAGCAAAUUUUUGCUUGUGGAUUUUGCAGGCGGUUAUUAACCACAUGGAAUUUAUGCGAUGAGAGUUUGUUAUAAUUGUAAUGGUUUUAAUUUUUAUAAAUUUUGAAGUUUUUAAUUUUUAUAAAUUUCGAAGUCAUUAAUUUUUAUGAA